CUGCCGUGCCCCUUUAUUCAACGUGCGCUACUAUGAGGGGACUGGUUAUUCUAUCCGUCCUGACAGUGUGUGCACUGAACUGUGCCACUGUGCCAACGCGGGACACCAGUGGACGCCACUGGAGCUGCGAUGAGAACGAGAAAGAGCCUGGGGCAAGGUUGGCCAUGCUCAGCAUCAACAAUAAACAUUUCCAUGGAUACAAGUUCCAGCUCAGUAACAUAACCUCCAGCACAGUGGAGAAGGGUCUGGAAUCUGACUGUAAAUUGCACCUGGACCUGGACCUCAAGGAAACAACCUGUCACAUCAUCAACCCAAAAUCUUUUGAAGAGUGUGACAUCCGUCAACAUCAUGAAACGCAAGUGAAUGCCCACUGCAAUGUGACUCUGAGCAUCACAGAAGGCAUUGCAGAGGUCUCUAAACACUCCUGCAACACUGAACCAGUUUCUGCUGAGAAGGUGAUCAGAAUGUGUCCGGACUGCCCCAUUCUGCUGCCCCUGCAUAGCCCCGAGGGCCUAGAGAGUGUGAAGGCAGGCCUCAGGCAGUUCAACAUGGACCACAACUACACCUCCUACUUCAAACUGAUGGAAGUGGGGAGGAUAAUAUCUGGGUACAUGAUGAUGUCUGGAAUGUACUACAACGCUGAGUUGGCCAUCGUGGAGACUGAGUGUAAUGCCAAGAGCAGGAUAGAUACACAGGCUUGCAAGCCACUGUGCCCUGAUGAAGCUCGCCAUGGGCUCUGUAAAUCCACACUGCUGGGGAAUGGCCAGGUGGAUGUCACCUGUGAGAUCUACGAAGCUCUUAACGCCAGUUCUCCCCGUACCCCUGGAAGGGGGUGUGGACACCCACCACACCGCUCCGGACACCACACCCAUCCUGGCAUCAAACAUCACCUCCCUCCCUGGGUACACAAGCCAGGCAAACCAGGCCCACUACCAGGCCCACCUCCAGGCGACGAAGGUCCACCCCCUGGUCCCCAUAGCCCACCCACUGGUCCCCAUAACCCACCCCCUGGUACCCAUGACCCACACCCUGGUCCCCAUAACCCACCCCCUGGUCCCCAUAACCCACCCCCUGGUCCCCAUAACCCACCCCCUGGUCCCCAUAACCCACCCCCUGGUCCCCAUGGAGAGUUCCCGUUCCCCCACUGUCACGGCUUUGUGAAAAUCCCCCCCUCUAUCCACCCUCUUUGCCCCUUCCCCCCCCCUCAUCACCCCCACCCACACCCUCGCCCCCAUGGCCAUGGGCCACCCCCAGGGCACUCUCUACCACCCCACCCUACACACGUUCUGGGCGAGGAUCCUCCCCCACAUGUCAAGGCAUAAUCUCAGUAUUCCGAUAGCAUUUCAAAAUGGUGGGUGUCUGAAGUCAUGUUGACGUACACAUAUUCAGAAGUAGUUUUGCCAUCAUGGUUGGAAUAAUGGCAAUAAGAAGAACAGUAACUGUGUAAAUGAAAUGAUCUGUUGUCUUUUCUGACUUGGUUCUCUCUGUUAAAAUCAGCUUGAUUCUGAGCCAUUCUUGGAUAAAAAAAUGUUUUUUUUUACGAAUAAACUACUUAAUGAUA
This is a messenger RNA of Salvelinus fontinalis (brook trout), 1561 nucleotides long. RefSeq names its product alpha-2-HS-glycoprotein 1 (gene ahsgb). The record is from RefSeq and is a predicted model, not a curated record. The transcript has 7 exons. Gene Ontology annotation, biological process: negative regulation of endopeptidase activity. Gene Ontology annotation, molecular function: cysteine-type endopeptidase inhibitor activity. Gene Ontology annotation, cellular component: blood microparticle; extracellular region; extracellular matrix. NCBI's taxonomy places the organism in Eukaryota, Metazoa, Chordata, Actinopteri, Salmoniformes, Salmonidae. The coding region runs from base 33 to 1322 and encodes 429 amino acids.